UCAAACAAAAACAAAAUUGUAAAAACCAAAAUUUGAAAAUUUAACUUGAGCAUGCAAUCAUGAAGUUUAACCUGACUAGGUGAAAGUGAAAUAUUCUCAAAUAUAAUAAUGAAUAAAAAGAUAUUGAGAAAAAAAGAAAAAGAAAAAGGGGGAAAAUAGAGAAGAGGAGGGUCAGAAACUUUUACUUUAGACACAGUGCGAGUGUGGCUUUAGUUAAGUAUUAAGCAAAGUAGCCGAAGCCCACACACAGUGUCUAUUGUAAUUCUCACUUAAAAAAAGAAAAGGAAAAAAAAAAAGAGUAAAGGAUUCACUGAAAGAAGAAGAAACCAGAGAGAAUCGAUAAUGGAGGAAAUGACGUCACGGCCUCAUGUGAACCCUCGCAACACGCAACGUCCUCUUCCACCGCCACCGUCAAGAAGAGCCGACAACGACAACCACCACCGUCCUCUCCCACCUCCACCUUCAAGAGCUCCCUUCAAUGUCCACAACACUCACCGUUCUCCUCCUCCAUUCCCACCGUCCAGGUCAAAUUCCGACGCUCACAACACUCGCUAUCCCUCUCCGUCGUCUCCGCCUUCACCGCCUACCUCUCGUCGGCAACAUUUUGGUUACGGCACCGCAUCGUCGUCAUCUUCCUCAUCAGCUUCCUUCCGAGGCUGCUGCUGUUGCCUCUGUCUCCUCUUCUCCUUCAUUGCUCUCCUCGCUCUCGCCAUCGUCCUUGUCAUUCUCCUCGCUGUCAAACCUAAAAAGCCUCAGUUCGAUCUCCAACGAGUCGGCGUUCAAUACAUGGGGAUAACCGCUCCAAAUCUCUUCUCAUUGUCUUCCUCCGACGCCGAGACCGCCGCGACAACGGCGACGACCUCCGCGACAACGGCGACGACCUCCGCAUCGUUAUCACUCAACAUUCGAUUGCUGUUCACGGCGGUGAAUCCGAACAAAGUCGGAAUCAAAUACGGUAAUUCGAGGUUUACAGUGAUGUACCGAGGGAUUCCGUUAGGGAAAGCGAUAGUUCCUGGAUUUUACCAAGAGGCACACAGUCAGAGAGAAGUGGAGGCGACGAUCGCGGUGGAUCGAGUGAAUUUGCUUCAGGCGGACGCCGCCGAUCUGAUCAGAGACGCUUCGUUAAACGAUCGAGUGGAACUGAGGGUUUUGGGGGAAGUUGGCGCCAGGAUCCGCGUCUUGGACUUUGAUUCGCCCGGCGUCCAGGUGUCGGUGGAUUGCUCAAUAGUGAUAAGUCCAAGGAAUCAGUCUCUGAGUUCCAAGCAAUGUGGAUUUGAUGGGUUCAGUUUAUGAUUCUUUGCCCCCACUUCUUUUUCUAUUCUAACUGGUUUCUUCUUCUUCUUCUUCUUCACUCUCUAUCUCUGCCAUUUUAUACUCAACAGAGAUUGGAAUGAUUGGGGAGAAAAAGAAAAAAAAUGUACACAAAAAAAAGAAAAAAGGAAAAAAAGAGAACAAUUAGGUGUGUUUAAAAGUAACAAGCAAUCCUUCUGUUCAGUACUUCACAUGGAAUGAGUCAUUCAAAAGCAAUGCUUUUUUCUGAUUCUUAUUAUUAAAAACAAAAAGGAAUGGUGAGAAUCAGAAAACUUUAUUCUUUUAUAUUUUGGGAAGUUUGUAUUUCUUCACUUGUCCUCUUUGUUUGAUCAAUUUCAAUGUUUAGUUGAUUUUUGAUC
This is a messenger RNA of Benincasa hispida (wax gourd), 1670 nucleotides long. RefSeq lists its product as uncharacterized. Gene Ontology annotation, biological process: defense response to other organism. NCBI's taxonomy places the organism in Eukaryota, Viridiplantae, Streptophyta, Magnoliopsida, Cucurbitales, Cucurbitaceae. The record is from RefSeq and is a predicted model, not a curated record. Gene Ontology annotation, cellular component: plasma membrane.